Oncorhynchus masou masou (cherry salmon) is the source of this 4286-nucleotide messenger RNA. RefSeq names its product frizzled class receptor 7a (gene fzd7a). The coding region runs from base 460 to 2154 and encodes 564 amino acids. Gene Ontology annotation, cellular component: plasma membrane. The transcript has a single exon. The record is from RefSeq and is a predicted model, not a curated record. Gene Ontology annotation, molecular function: Wnt-protein binding; Wnt receptor activity. Lineage: Eukaryota; Metazoa; Chordata; Actinopteri; Salmoniformes; Salmonidae. Gene Ontology annotation, biological process: non-canonical Wnt signaling pathway; canonical Wnt signaling pathway.
UUUUGUGUGCCACAGCUCCAACUUUGUAGUGUCCAGCAAGGCAACGCUAUGGACAGUGUGCACGAUAAGAAAACUGCAACUUUAACUUAACCAUAUUUAAUACAUUUACAUGCGUAACGAUCUCCAACACAAGCGAGGAGAUGCGCGCAGUGGAACCUUCAUUUUAACUAAGGAGACAAUGAAUUACUUUUUAAGCUGGUGAUCCCGAGAAGGAAACGCAAAGGAGUACAUUUUUCUAACGCAAAUGAUUACCUUUUUCUACGGCUAUUUACAAAGACCUGAGACCAAUAAGUCAUGAGAAUACGGAGACCACACGCACGGUUUUGUGAACUUGUACAAGCAGUUUAGGCUCGAGACAGAAAAGCGAAAACCGUUUUAUAUGUAAGAGAUCAUUUUUCUGGUAUAUAUGAAACUCAAGUUUUUGAAAAUGAAUUUUUUUUACAUUUAGGAUUUUAUUCGAUGUUUUUUAUUUUAACUAUGGUGGAAUCGGCUCAUUGGGCAGGUACGGCGCGUUGUGCGCUGGUGAUCUUGUGUGCGCUUUUCCGGUUGUGUUCAGGCCAGUAUCACGGUGAGAAGGGCAUCUCUAUACCCGAACACGGCUUCUGCCAGCCCAUCUCCAUACCCCUCUGUACGGACAUCGCCUAUAACCAGACCAUCAUGCCGAAUCUCCUCGGUCACACGAACCAGGAAGACGCCGGGCUUGAGGUGCACCAGUUCUACCCGCUCGUCAAGGUCCAGUGUUCCAUGGACCUGAAGUUCUUCCUGUGUUCUAUGUACGCGCCGGUCUGUACGGUGCUCGAGCAGGCUAUCCCGCCGUGCAGGUCCCUGUGUGAGCGGGCGAGACAAGGCUGCGAGGCCCUGAUGAAUAAGUUCGGUUUCCAGUGGCCGGAGAGGCUCCGCUGUGAGAACUUCCCCGUCCACGGAGCGGGAGAGAUCUGUGUGGGUCAAAAUACCUCGGACACCGGUCGCCCCACCUCAUACCCAACACCCUACCUUCUGGAGCUCAUGACUCUACCCCCCAAUAUUGGUCGACCGAGCCAGCAACAGGAGUUCUCCUGCCCGCUACAACUGCAGGUGCCCAACUAUCUGAACUACUAUUUUAUGGGGGUUAAGGACUGCGGCGCGCCUUGCGAGCCCACCAAGCCCAACGGGUUGAUGUAUUUUCGGGAGGAGGAGGUGAAGUUUGGCCGGCUCUGGGUCGGGAUCUGGUCCAUUCUGUGCUGUGUGAGCACCCUGUUCACAGUGCUGACCUAUCUCGUGGACAUGAGACGGUUCUGCUACCCAGAGAGGCCUAUCAUCUUCCUUUCCGGCUGCUACUUCAUGGUGGCCACUGCCUACGCCACCGGGUUCAUCUUAGAGGAUAAAGUGGUGUGUAUUGAUAAAUUCAAGGAUACUGGUUAUAAGACUGUAGCUCAGGGAACUAAGAAGGAGGGCUGUACAAUUCUCUUUAUGAUUCUGUAUUUCUUCGGCAUGGCCAGCUCCAUAUGGUGGGUGAUUCUGUCCUUCACAUGGUUCCUCUCUGCCGGUAUGAAGUGGGGGCAUGAAGCCAUUGAGGCCAACUCUCUGUAUUUCCACCUCGCUGCCUGGGCUGUACCCGCUGUUAAAACGAUUACCAUCCUGGCCAUGGGACAGGUGGAUGGAGAUCCACUCACAGGGGUGUGUUAUGUGGGCAUCAACAGUGUGGAUUCCUUGCGCGGUUUUGUUCUGGCACCUCUCUUUGUCUACUUGUUUAUAGGGACGUCGUUCCUUCUCGCGGGAUUUGUCUCUCUGUUCCGGAUCAGAACUAUCAUGAAACACGACGGAACCAAGACGGAGAAGCUGGAGAAGCUUAUGGUUCGGAUCGGAGUGUUCAGUGUCCUCUACACCGUUCCUGCCACGAUCAUCAUAGCCUGUUACUUCUACGAGCAGGCGUUCCGUGAACAGUGGGAGAAAACUUGGCAUACACAGAUCUGUAAAAAGUUUGCUGUGCCUUGUCCACCAAACAAUUUUGCGCUCAUGAACCCAGACUUUACUGUCUUCAUGAUCAAGUAUUUGAUGACUUUGAUUGUCGGCAUCACCUCCGGGUUUUGGAUAUGGUCAGGCAAAACACUGCAGUCAUGGCGCAUGUUCUAUAAGAGACUGAGUACCAGCAACGAGGGAGAAACGACAGUAUGAACAUCAAUGACAGACCGAGUACCAGCAACCAGGGAAUGAUAAUAUAAUAGAUGGUGUCCCAAAUGGCACCCUACGCCCUAUUUAGUGCACUACUUUUGUCCAGGGCCCAUAUAGUAGUGCACUAGUAAGGGAGUAGGGUGCCAUUUGGGAUCAGAACAUAACGCAUGGAAUAAGACCUAUGAUGAGUUCAAUACGGGGGUCCGUGGCUCGUGCAGCCCCUCCCGAACUGGACGAUCAGAAUCUUUUCAGGAGCCAAUAAAAAGCCAUUGUGGCUUCCCAGAUCCCAGGGUUGUUGUUACGAAAACAAGCUCAUACGGACACUUUAUUGUGCAAUGAUCAUCUGAAGAGGAAUACGGAGAAACGGAUAGUUCCGAACGUAUCGUUACCGGCAUGUAGGUCAAAUUCUGAAUCAUGUAGAGCCCCUGGGUGUUUGUAAGAAAGUGUUUUUCAUUACAGAGGUGAUCCUGUAACAAUUGUAUACAAUGAAUGAGCCUAUUCACACUAUAGAGCUACGGCGACAUCAUAUAAUGCUACUGGCUUCGGUUGAAGAAAGAACACUUUUGACCUGAUGAAUUUAUACUGCAUUUUUGUUUGACAUUCACAGCCAACCAGUGACAAUCAUGUAUUUGUGGCACAGUAAGACUGACAGACAUUGCAUUUAGAAAUGGGAUAGAAUUUGCAUGUGUGUAGCAGUGGAAUUAUACAAGCUACUGCAGUAUACAUAUCUUGCAAAAACAUAUUUUUUUCCCCCAAAAAUUAAAUCUAUUUUGGAUAAAAAUCAUGCAAUUUUUUACAAAUGCUUUUUAAUGCUGUAGACGGUGUGUAGGUGACCUGUACAAUUUCACGGAUUAAAAUUAUUAUUAUUUUUUUUUUAAAUGUCUUGCUUUUGUGGUCAAAUGUGUAGCCUAUGAGAAUAGUUUAUAUUUAGAGGAAUAAGUUAUUGUAAGUCGAUGAUUUAAGGGAUAGUUCACUCAAACCCUCACCCUGUAAGCAGUCUAUGGAGGUAGGACAGCAAUCCAUGCUGUGGUUUAGUUUCCCUGGCACGGUUUACAAAUGCUAACGUUUUAGCAUUUGUGGACGCAAAUCCCAUUCAAGUCCUGGUACCGAUAUUAGCAUUUUUUCCGCGCCUCACGUUCAAAACAUUGAAAAGUAUUUCAAAUUGAUUGUGAAGCUCAAUAAGUCACUUAUACAUGGUUUUGAACAUGAUGCGUGAAAAAUGCAGUUAUCCAACAAUGUGUAUGCCACCAUCUUGGUCUAUUUAAAAUCUUCUCUCGUUGAUUGAGACAGGUGGGUGUCCACUCCAAAGUGCCGCCACCUGCAACGAGACGUGGACGUUUCGAACGGGGCAGCAGGUAGCCUCGUGGUUAGAGGAGGCAGGUAGCCUAGUGGUUAGAGGAGGCAGGUAGCCUAGUGGUUAGAGGAGGGAGGCAGGUAGCCUCGUGGUUAGAGGAGGCAGGUAGCCUAGUGGUUAGAGGAGGCAGGUAGCCUAGUGGUUAGAGGAGGCAGGUAGCCUAGUGGUUAGAGGAGGCAGGUAGCCUAGUGGCUAGAGAAGGCAGGUAGCCUAGUGGCUAGAGGAGGCAGGUAGCCUAGUGGCUAGAGGAGGCAGGUAGCCUAGUGGCUAAAUGAGGCAGGUAGCCUAGUGGCUAGAGGAGGCAGGUAGCCUAGUGGUUAGAGGAGGCAGGUAGCCUAGUGGUUAGAGGAGGCAGGUAGCCUAGUGGUUAGAGGAGGGAGGGAGCCUAGUGGUUAGAGGAGGCAGGUAGCCUAGUGGUUAGAGCGUUGGAAUCCCCUAGCUGACAAGGGACAAAUCUGUCGUUCUGCCCCUGAACAAGACAGUUAACCCACUGUUCCCCUGAACAAGGUAGUUAACCCACUGUUCCCCUGAACAAGGCAGUUAACCCACUGUUCCCCUGAACAAGGCAGUUAACCCACUGUUCCCCUGAACAAGGCAGUUAACCCACUGUUCCCCUGAACAAGGCAGUUAACCCACUGUUCCCCUGAACAAAGUAGUUAACCCACUGUUCCCCUGAACAAGGCAGUUAACCCACUGUUCCCCUGAACAAGGCAGUUAACCCACUGUUCCCAAGAAAAAGGUAGUUAACCCACUGUUCCCCUGAACAAGGUAGUUAACCCAC